Molecule: messenger RNA, 3732 nt
Organism: Pelmatolapia mariae (spotted tilapia)
Lineage: Eukaryota; Metazoa; Chordata; Actinopteri; Cichliformes; Cichlidae
Product: ADP-ribosylation factor-binding protein GGA1-like
Exons: 17
Coding region: 48-2039 (663 amino acids)
Biological process (GO): Golgi to plasma membrane transport; intracellular protein transport; protein localization to cell surface
Cellular component (GO): trans-Golgi network
Molecular function (GO): ubiquitin binding; small GTPase binding; phosphatidylinositol binding
Source: RefSeq, a predicted model, not a curated record
UACAAAAGUCUCGCGAUAGCUUGCUUCUUGUUUAGAAUUCCCGAAAGAUGGCGGCGGCGGCGGCGCCUCCGGAUGAGGCCAGCCUGCAGUCUCGCAUCAAUAAGGCCACCAAUCCUCUGAAUAAGGAAACUGACUGGGACUCAAUAAAGGGAUUCUGUGAUCAGCUCGAAAAUGAACCGGAAGGGCCUCAGCUUGCAACUAGACUUCUGGCACAUAAAAUUCAGUCUCCUCAGGAGUGGGAGGCGAUGCAAGCGCUAACGGUUCUUGAGACGUGCAUGAAGAACUGUGGAAAGCGAUUUCAUAGUGAAGUGGGGAAGUUUCGCUUUCUCAAUGAGCUAAUCAAAGUGGUUUCACCAAAGUAUUUAGGAGCCCGAGCUCCAGAGGCAGUGAAGAAGAAGGUCUUGGAGAUGAUUUACAGCUGGACGGUGAGACUCCCAGACGAGACCAAGAUAUUGGAAGCAUAUCAGAUGCUGAAAAAACAGGGCAUUGUCAAGCAGGAUCCUGUGCUUCCCGUUGACAAGCCCCUCCCACCCCCUCCACCCAGAGCCAAAAGUGCCAUCUUUGAAGAUGAGGAGAAAUCCAAGACGCUGUCCCGCUUGUUGAAUAGCACUCACCCUGAAGAUUUAAGAGCAGCAAACAAGCUCAUUAAGGAAAUGGUCCAAGAGGACCAAAAACGAGUGGAGAAAGUGUCGAAGCGAGUGAAUGCCAUCCAGGAGGUGAAGGAGAGCGUCAGCCUGCUGAGCCAGCUGCUGGAGGGCUACAAUAAGGAGAGCUGUUCCCAGAGCAACCAGGAGCUCAUUAAGGAUCUCUACAAUCGCUGUGAGAAGAUGAGGCCUACCCUAUUCCGAUUAGCGAGUGACACUGAGGAUAAUGAUGAAGCUUUAGCGGAUAUCUUGCAGGCCAAUGACAGUUUGACGCAGGUCAUUAAUCAGUACCGACAGCUCGUAAAGGGAGAGGAUGUGACUAAAGAUGGCAUAAACUCGUCUUUACAACCAGGCAACAGUAGCUCAGCACUUGUGGAUCUGACAGGCCUUAACAUAUCAGCCAACACCGCACCGUCUAACACGGACUCCUCCAGCCUGCAAACUCUGACUCAGAAUAUGGGCUUGAGCCUCUUGGAUGAUGAGCUCAUGUCACUUGGACUGAAUGUAACCGAAAACGGUGACUCUCAGAACACUUUUCAGACAUCAGAUAUAACAGAGGUAUCUACUCAGUCUGCACCAGCUUCAGUGUUGCUACCAGCUGUGGUUCAGAAACCACGGGCUCCACCAGUAGGGGGGGCUACUGCUCCUCCUAAAGCCAUGGAAGAGCUGGACCUGUUGGGAAAGGCACUGCUGCAGCAGUCUCUGCCUCCAGAGAGCCAGCAGGUCAAAUGGGAUAAGCUGCAGCCUCAAUCAAGAGUCCCUUUACGAGAUCUCCAGGCUAAAUCCAGCUCAAAGCCCGCACCUGCUGCGACUUCCACCUCCACCUCUAGUUCUGCUACUGCUCCUGGGACCAGUUCGGUCAUCCAUUCAGAGCAGUCUGAUGCUGUGCUGCUCUCCAAUCUUACACUCACAGUUACUGACAAAGCCUCAUUACCUACUGCUGACACUUACGACAGCAUCUCUCUAGCUGAUGUUACUGUGCCGCUGGAAAUGAUCAAACCUAGCACCUUGUUACCAGUCACUGUAUUUGACAAACACAGUCUCCGAGUUUUGUUCACCUUUGCCCGCGACUGCCCUCCAUCACGACCUGACGUGUUGGUGGUGAUCAUCUCCAUGCUGUCUUCAGCCCCUAUUCCCGUUACCAACAUCCGCUUCCAGGCAGCUGUGCCCAGAGUGAUGAAAGUCAAGCUUCAGCCUCCCUCCAGUACUGAGCUGCCUGCCUUCAAUCCCAUCUUGCCUCCAGCUGCCAUCACACAGAUUUUACUGCUAGCGAACCCUCACAAGGAGAAAGUCCGUUUGCGGUACAAGCUAACUUUCAACCUGGGGGACAAAUCUCACGAUGAAUCUGGUGACGUCGACCAGUUCCCACCUCCAAACACUUGGGGAAACCUUUAGUGUGAAGGACCAGUAUCCUGUCAUGUGAUCUGCUGCUUCCUUUACAUUUAGGUUGAAGCUUUCCCUCAAUGCUGACCGAGGCCCGGAGACCUUCUUUACGCUUCAGUGGUUUCAAACUCUGGAAGCAGUUGCGGGAACCAGCUUCCACCGCGUGCCUUGGUUCACAGCCUUUUUGUCCUUAUUUGAUCAUAUCCAUGUUCCCAAGCGUUGUUACUGAUCGCUUUUCUUUUCCUGUCCAACAAUCAGUCCAGCACAGCGACAUAAAGCCGACUGCCCGAAAUGAUUCAGUGCAGUGGCUUUUGGUAAAACACGUUUUAAAAAUUGAAUGUGUGCAUUUAUCCAGUAUACAUACUGCAAAGUGUUAACAUGUAAUAACAGCUCAUAUCUGACAUUUAUGUUAAAGGAGAUGCUGAUCGGAGACUGCAUUUCAGCAGAUGUUUGAGCGUUCAUGGCAGAUCUGUCACUCCAUACUCACUUAGGUCAGCUGAAUGUUUCAAGUGAUGUUUUUAAACAAUCUUACCAAAAGCCAGAAAACAUUUUGUGAUUUAGAAUAUUCUUUGUUUUCUUAUUCAUUUCUUAUCAAAUGAUGGAAUUUAGCACAACUUUGGUGCAACGCGUUAGCAAACCACCUCCAGUUUAAAUGAAAACUUGAAAAGGGAAAUAAGACAAACAGUCAUCUCCCACUUAUGACACCACCGAAGAAGUUUUCCAGUUGAGCCAAGGGGUAGAGCUGUUCAGCGUACGAAGAUAAUGAUCUGUAAUGAUGCAGUAACCAAUUCAAUGACGAAUUGGAAUGUGAUUUAUUUUUUUUUCCUUUUAAAGAAUAGUCUGAGUUUUAAUGUAUUUGGAGGUAUUACAUAUGGUUGGUGUGGGUGUCAAAGCUGUGAGAAUGCACAGCAGCCGUGUUAGCGGGUCAUCGUAGGAAAAGCACAGGUGUGACUGAAAACUCGAAGGAAAGCUUUGCUUUGUUCAGCUGGACCAAUAAGUUUGGAUUUGUGAGCCAGCAUGGAGAAUACCAGGACCCUAAAACUGAACCAGCUAUUAUUUACUUUUUUGUUUUUUAAGAUUAUUUACAGCGGUGCUUUUUCUCCUGUUGCAUCAAAAGGCCCACAAGUGAAAUCGCUGCCUCUAAAAAUAUCUGCACUUUUGUGUUAUUAAAAGAUUGGGACACUUUAUCACCUUAUGUUAGACUCAGGAUUUUGAGUUAAUCUUACAUGCACUUAUUGUGUCUAAAUUUGGCAAAUGAAAUCAUUCCCGUGUACACUACAUGGUCCUUUUGUUUUUAUGCCUUUAUAUGGUUGAUUGACCCAAAGAUUGACCCGGUCUUGAGGUGAUGUCACUGGCAUCUGGUUUGAUUCUGCCAUGUGCCUGAGAUGAAACCUUUUUUUUUUUUUUUUUUUUUUUUUUUUUUUUUUUUUUUCUUUUGUACAUAUAUGUAUACAAAUGGCUGAUCUGAUCUUUGUUUUCAUUUGUUCAUAUACUUACCGGGAAAGACUUUGUGAAACAAAUGACACACAAAAAUGAAUUCACGGGAUUAUUCUAAUAACCACGGCUGUUGGGUUGAUUGGAGCACAGUCUGUUAUCACUUCUGAGUGGAGACAGAUGGGCUUUGUCUAAGAGGCAAUUUAAGAAAUCACUCACUGUGUAAUAUUGAUUCCGCUGUACAUGUAUUAAAUUUAAUUUGAUAAAUUGA